Messenger RNA from Notothenia coriiceps (black rockcod), 474 nucleotides. Its product is annotated as rab GTPase-activating protein 1-like. The transcript has 5 exons. The annotation marks the transcript as partial. The record is from RefSeq and is a predicted model, not a curated record. Lineage: Eukaryota; Metazoa; Chordata; Actinopteri; Perciformes; Nototheniidae.
AUGACUGUGAUUAUCAGCCAGAAAAAGCUGAAGAAGUUUGAGAAGGAGUACCACACCUUGAGGGAGCAGCAGGAGCAGCAGGAGGCCCCCAUUGAGAGAUACGAGCGGGAGAACCGCCGUCUGCAAGAAGCUAACAUGCGACUGGAGCAGGAGAAUGACGACUUGGCGCACGAACUAGUCAGCAGCAAGAUAGCCCUGCGGAAAGACCUCGACAACGCUGAGGAGAAGGCAGACGCACUGAAUAAAGAGUUGCUGCUGACCAAACAGAAACUGGUGGACUCUGAGGACGAGAAGAGGCGACUGGAGGAGGAAUCUGCCCAGCUGAAGGAGAUGUGCAGGCGAGAGCUCGAUAAGUCUGAAUCGGAGAUAAAGAAGAACGGCUCCAUCAUUGGAGAAUAUAAGCAGGUUUGUACGAUGAAUGAAUUCUGUACAGAAAUCACUUUUAAUGCUUCAAUUAAGAAGUCUAGCAAAAGG